Molecule: messenger RNA, 1748 nt
Organism: Chelonus insularis
Lineage: Eukaryota; Metazoa; Arthropoda; Insecta; Hymenoptera; Braconidae
Product: cytochrome P450 9e2-like
Exons: 1
Coding region: 147-1655 (502 amino acids)
Molecular function (GO): heme binding; iron ion binding; oxidoreductase activity, acting on paired donors, with incorporation or reduction of molecular oxygen
Source: RefSeq, a predicted model, not a curated record
UUACUGAUAGACGUCAUGUGUAUACAACAAUUUUGCUGGGAGGGAGAGAAUCAUGAUGAUUACAUGAAAUGGAUUCAGUUGAAUACUUGUAAGCGUACAUACCUGAAUAAUAGGGAAAAAUUGUGUGUAUAAAGUGAAAUUAAUUGAUGGAGCUCACAACGCUAUUGUUGGUAUUCUUAUUUUUACUGAUUGCUUAUUUUUUUUAUUCGAAUAUUAAUCCUUUCGAAAAGUAUGGAAUACCUUAUAUUAAACCAGUGCCAAUAUUUGGUAAUAUGGCUACACCAAUGUUAUGUCUGACUUCAUUUGGUGAAAUGGUUCAAAAAGUAUAUCAGUUUAAUCCAAAAGCUAGAUAUGUUGGAUUUUUUGACUUUAAUUGUCCAACAGUUGUGAUACGUGAUCCUGAACUUAUCAAAGAUAUUUCAAUCAAAAAUUUUGAUAACUUCGUAGAUCAUCGAGGAUUUGUAAAUCCUGAAAAUGAUCCUCUGUUCGGCAACAAUUUAUUUUCUCUUCAUGGAGACAAGUGGCGUGAAAUUAGAAACCUUUUGAGUCCUUCUUUUACUUCAAGCAAGAUGAAAGGUAUGUUCAAGCUCAUGUCAGACUGUAGCAAAAAUUUUACUGAUUACUGGAUAGAAGAAUCUAAAAAAGGUCCUGUCAAUAUUCAUUCUAAAAAUGCUUUUGGUAGAUAUACAACCGACGUUAUUGCCACAUGUGCAUUUGGAAUUACGACUGAUUCAAUGAGAAAUCCAAAGAAUGAAUUUUACGUUCUCGGCUCCAAGUCAACUAGCUUUCAGGGUUUACUUGCUUUUAAAUUUUUCUUAUUACGCAGUUUUCCUAAUAUUUGUAAUUUUUUCAAGGCAAAACUUAUUGAUUCUAAAGUAGAAAAAUUCUUUCAAAAAAUUAUUCGUGAAACAAUACAAAUGCGAGAAGAAAAAGGUAUUAGCCGUUCUGACAUGAUUCAAUUAAUGAUGGAAACAAGAAACAAAACAAGCCAAGGUACAAGGUUAACCAUUGAAGAGAUGACAUCUCAAGCAUUUAUAUUUUUUUUUGGUGGAUUUGAUACAACGUCGAUUCUGAUGAGCUUUGUUGCUCAUGUUAUCGCUGCGAAUCCUACUGUUCAAGCAAAAUUAAGAAGUGAAGUAGAUGAAAUAUACAAGAAAUCUAAUGGUGAUCCUACUUAUGAAAUGAUAAAAAACAUGGAAUAUCUUGAUGCUAUUAUCAAUGAGACAUUAAGACUUUACCCCAUUGCUCCAAUUCUGGAUAGAAUUUGUACUAAACCUUUUGAAUUACCACCUGCUUUGCCAGGAGGAAAAUCAUUUCCUUUAAAAAAAGGUGAUUGUGUUUGGUUUCCAGCUUUUGGUCUUCAUCGGGAUCCUGCUUUCUUUUCUGAUCCAGACGAGUUUAAGCCAGAAAGAUUUCUAGUUGACUCCAAGUCUUUGUUGAAUUCUCCAGCAUAUCUUCCCUUUGGCAUUGGGCCAAGAAUUUGUAUUGGUAACAGGUUUGCAUUGCUAGAAACAAAAAUAUUAUUUUUUCAUUUAAUUGCUAAAUGUACUUUGAAGACCAGUCACAAAAUGCAUCUUCCAUUGACAUUGGACAAAGGUGUUGCGACGUCAGCUAAAGGAGGAUUCUGGUUGGUUAUAGAACCAAGAACUUUAUAAUAAAAAUCAAGAACUUAUCAAUUUAUACUUAUAUAUAGUUUAAUCAACUACUUACUUACAUGUAAAAUAUAAAUAAAAAUGUUUUAUAAUAAU